Messenger RNA from Trichomonas vaginalis G3, 363 nucleotides. RefSeq lists its product as uncharacterized. NCBI's taxonomy places the organism in Eukaryota, Parabasalia, Trichomonadida, Trichomonadidae. The transcript has a single exon. The coding region runs from base 1 to 363 and encodes 120 amino acids. The record is from RefSeq and is a predicted model, not a curated record.
AUGUUUUUUGCACUUGUUAUAAAUAGCCUUUCAACUAAAGUUAUUUUGAAAAAUGCAACUCCGAUCUCAUUUGCUGGUCAGCUUAAAAGGCCACAAGUAAUGCCAGUUCCUGAUAAAGAGAGAACAGUUUUAUCACAACCAGAAGAAAAUUGGGAAUCUGCUUUUAAGGAUCGUAUUGAUUACACAGGAGGCAGAAAAUUCUCACAAGCAGUUUACCGUGUACCAAAGCAGUCAACAACACCAAGGUUUUAUUCUGUUGAGGCUAACAAGGCUCCAAAGCUUCAAAGACCAGUUCCAAACUGGGGUUCAAGAGGAUCCGAUCAUGCUGAUUCUGGUUGCGGUGGCCAUGGAGGCUAUUGCUAA